Molecule: messenger RNA, 2598 nt
Organism: Phalaenopsis equestris
Lineage: Eukaryota; Viridiplantae; Streptophyta; Magnoliopsida; Asparagales; Orchidaceae
Product: probable serine/threonine-protein kinase PBL5
Exons: 12
Coding region: 325-2433 (702 amino acids)
Biological process (GO): protein phosphorylation
Molecular function (GO): ATP binding; protein kinase activity
Source: RefSeq, a predicted model, not a curated record
GUAGCUCGGGACGGCUCUUCUAGCAGAGAAAGCUAACCCGGCAAACAACAAACCAGUCUACAGGAAAAUGCUUAGUUUUGGCGGACAAGAGUAGGGGAUGGAAGGGGAAGAAGUCAGAGUAAAGGAGAAUGAUGACAGGAAAGCUGGGAAAACAAUUGUGUUGGGACGGAUCUUCUAGCAGAGAGGGAGAGAGGGAGAGAGGGAGAGAGAGAAACAGUGAAGUACCCGAGCAGGGACGGAUCUUCUAGCAGAGAAAGCCAGCACGGCAAAGAACAAACCAGUCUACAGGAAAAUGCUUAGUUUUCGCGCACAAGUGUAGGGGGGAUGGAAGGGGAAGAAAUCAGAGUAAAGGAGAAUGAUGAGAGGAAAGCUGGGAAAACAAUUGUGUUGGGCAUCAGAACAGACUCCAAAAGUAGAGAGCUACUCACCUGGACUCUCGUCAACCUCGCCAUCUCUGGUGAUCGUGUCAUCGCCAUUCACGUUCGCCGCUUGUCCUACCCUUCCGUGCGUGCGGACCAAUACUUUGACCAGUUGGAGCCGAUGCGCAAAGCAUACGAAGGUUUCUGCCGCCUAAAACAGAUAGAUUUGGUUAUAAAGUUUUGUAGAGGCUUCUCCGUCCGCAGGACUUUGGUUCACCAGGCCAAAUCUUGCUCCGCCUCAUAUUUAAUCCUUGGGGAAUCCAAGAGCAGCAAUGCAAUUAGAUUUUCGUUGACUUCGAUCCCUAAAUACUGUGCUCAGAGACUGGCCCCUGGUUGUUCCGUUGUUGCGGUGAACAGUGGAAAUAUUGUUUUUGGAAGUGGGGCUGUAGAGACGAGGAGGUUAGCUGGGCACGAUGGCAAAGCAUCUAAAUUUCUCCUACUGCACAUGAAGAAAGGAGAACCAUUAGAAUAUUUGUUGGAGAUGAAAAGCCGGGAAGAUUACUUGCUAGAGGAGAAAUGCUCAGUCUGUGGCACUGUUUCUGGGACACAAUAUUCUAAUGUUGAUGGAGGCCUGCUGGAAUCUAAAUCAGAUGCUCCAAUGAACUCAAAUUUUUCUAUCACUUUUGGCACCCAAGGGCUUACUGAUGAGGUGGGAUCAAGCUGGUCUAUCUCUAGAAAGACAACCUUAACCCAUAGGAGGACCUUAUCCAUGGAGGGGUCUAGAACUCCUUUGUUUCAGUUGUCAAAGUGGAUUUCUGGUCGGUCAUCAACAUAUUCACCAAACCAUUCAGUUGGUAAGCAUAGAAGAUCUGAUACAUUCACAGCUGGUAGCCUUUACAAGGAAGAUAGUUUAUCCCCAUUCCAUCUUGAAGAGAGCAAUGGCCGAAUCAAUAUGGAAUAUUUGCAAGAGAAGUGUUCAUUGUGGUGCAAAUUGUUUAGUUAUACGGAGCUUAUGCAAACAACUUGCAACUUCUCAGUUGAUAGAUUGAUUGGAAAAGGUGGAAGUAGCCUGGUUUAUAAAGGCAUACUUCCAAAUGGAAAAGAAUUAGCUAUAAAGGUGUUGAAGCCAUCCAAAGAUUCAUUGCAACAAUUUAUUUCAGAAAUUGAUGUGAUCACCACCUUGAACCAUAAUAACAUCAUUUCUUUGCUCGGUUUUUGCUUGGGGGACAACAAAUUGGUACUAAUCUACAAUUUUAUGUCAAGGGGCUCCUUGGAAGAGGCCCUUCAUGGCUCCAAAGAGCGCAAUUGUGCGCUCCAUUGGGGUGAUAGAUAUAAAAUUUCUAUUGCUGUUGCCAAGGCACUCGAUUAUCUGCACGGUCGUGGUGGUGCUGAAUCUGUGAUUCAUAUGGAUGUUAAAUCAUCAAACAUCCUAUUAUCUGAGGAUUUUGUACCAAUGCUCUCGGAUUUUGGACUUGCUCGACGCCCAACAGGCUCAGUUUCUCACAUAUCAUGCAGCUAUCUUGCCGGGACAUUUGGGUACUUGGCUCCUGAGUAUUUUAUGUUUGGACAGAUCAGUACAAAAACGGAUGUUUAUGCAUUUGGUGUUGUGCUUCUUGAACUUAUUUCAGGAAGGAAACCUAUCUGCUCUGAUGGCCUUAAGGGUGAUCAAAGCUUAGUAAUGUGGGCUAUGCCAAUCCUUAGAAGUGGGAACUUUCAAGGAUUGGUGGAUCCAAGAUUGGAAGGUGAAUACAAUAUUGAACAAAUGGAGUGGAUGGUUCUUGCUGCCUCUCUUUGCCUCAAUAGGGAUUCCCAAUCUCGACCCACAAUGCCAUGUGUAUUGAAGCUUCUGCAUGGAGACAAAGCUUUGGUGCAGGCAAAAUCACAGUUUGAUUCCUCUGAAAACUCUUACAACUUACAAGAUGAUGAUCCAUAUUUGAUUCCUGAUAUUAAGUCUCAUGAAAGCGUACUUAUGCUGAAUUCAGAGGUUGAUUCUCCUUCUGCAAGCAGUAAUGAGCUUUUACCGGCUUUUACAACUGAUGGAACUUCUGUGGAGGAUUACUUGCUUGGGAGAUAGAUAUGGUCAUCCAGCCUAUAUUGACUAAUUCCAUAUAGAUUUGGUUCCUCUACUUUUUGUAGUUUUUUAUACUUGUUAUAGGCUCCAGGUAUUUUAUUUCAUGUCAUUUACUCUUUAUUUUUAAAUUUUUUAAACAGUACUCAAAUGAGAAACGGGAUACAUCUC